This is a messenger RNA of Elephantulus edwardii (Cape elephant shrew), 1178 nucleotides long. Its product is annotated as protein YIPF5-like. Gene Ontology annotation, cellular component: membrane; trans-Golgi network. The record is from RefSeq and is a predicted model, not a curated record. The coding region runs from base 7 to 780 and encodes 257 amino acids. Lineage: Eukaryota; Metazoa; Chordata; Mammalia; Macroscelidea; Macroscelididae. Gene Ontology annotation, biological process: endoplasmic reticulum to Golgi vesicle-mediated transport; vesicle fusion with Golgi apparatus; regulation of ER to Golgi vesicle-mediated transport. The transcript has 5 exons.
UUUACAAUGUCAGGCUUUGAUAAUCUCAACACGGAUUUCUACCAGACAAGUUACAGCAUCGAUGACCAGUCCCAGCAGUCCUAUGAUUAUGGAGGGAGUGGAGGACCCUAUAGCAAACAGUAUGGUGGCUAUGACUACUCGCAACAAGGCCGGUUUGUACCUCCAGACAUGAUGCAACCACAGCAACCAUACACUGGGCAGAUUUUCCAGCCAACCCAGACAUAUACCUCGACUACACCUCAGUCAUACUAUGGAAACAACUUUGAGGACGAGCCACCUUUAUUAGAAGAGUUAGGUAUCAAUUUUGAUCACAUCUGGCAGAAAACACUUACGGUCUUACAUCCACUAAAAGUAGCAGAUGGCAGUAUCAUGAAUGAGACCGAUUUGGCAGGACCAAUGGUUUUUUGCCUUGCAUUUGGAGCCACUUUAUUACUGGCUGGCAAAAUCCAGUUUGGCUAUGUAUAUGGAAUCAGUGCAAUUGGUUGCCUGGGAAUGUUUUGUUUGUUGAACUUAAUGAGUAUGACAGGUGUUUCAUUUGGUUGUGUGGCAAGUGUCCUUGGAUACUGUCUUCUUCCUAUGAUCCUGCUUUCCAGCUUUGCAGUAAUAUUUUCUUUGCAAGGAAUGAUAGGAAUCAUUCUCACUGCUGGAAUUAUUGGAUGGUGUAGUUUUUCUGCUUCCAAAAUUUUCAUUUCUGCAUUAGCCAUGGAAGGACAGCAACUUCUAGUAGCAUAUCCUUGUGCUUUGUUAUAUGGAGUCUUUGCUCUAAUUUCCAUCUUUUGAACUGAAUUUAUCACGGAUACGGACAUCAGUGGGCCAAACUCACAAAUAGUAUCUUGAACUCUCAAGUUGGAUCAGCAAACUGCGACAUCACCACUCUCGUGCAGAUUUAACAUUCGACCAUUGGAUCGAUGGAAGUAAACAUAUAUCAUUGGUUCAUUUGUAUAGAACUUUUGAAUACAUUAUUGGGUUUAUCAGCAGUGUGACUAGCUUUAAGUGUUCAUGCUUAUACAAAUACGAUGUGCUAUUUCUUUAAUAUUUCUGCUGCCUUUAGAAAAACAGGUUUUUUUUUCUUGUCAACUAUAUUAUGUUUUUGAUAGCUUUUUAUCAGCUGUGGGAGACUGACCACAGAGGUCUUGUAAUCUUUCUUAAAUCCCAUCCUAUAAUAAAGGCGACAAAAG